UUUCCCAUUCCAUCUUUCAAUUCAAAAUUGGUUUUCUCUCCCCAAAAACAAACAGAACAACCAAGACAGGUUUUGUUGCUCUUCGAGAGGGUUGAAGAGGAUGUUCUGAAAGGACCGCUUUAUCUGAAAAAAGAUUUGGGUUUGCAGAAAGUCAUCUACUGAGGAGAGAGGAGAGAGAAAGAGGUGUGAUAGAGAAAGAGUGUUGUCUUUUGUUUGUUUGUAACUUUGCAUUGAAUUCCAUUCAUUUUUUUUCUCUUUCUCUCUCUCUCUCUCUUGUGUUACUCGCUACAAGCUAUUCGACUAUAACACCGACUCCCUCUUUUACCGUGGAAGAAGGAAAAUGAAUAUCUCAAGUGGAAGAAGGCACAGAAGGCGGUUUCGCCAUUGAUGAGAGCUAGCUACUUUAAGAGAGAACAAGAGCAAGAGAAGAAAACAACAAAAACAAAAGCUUUUAAGUUGUUCUUUCUCUCUUGUCAUGAUGGCUUCUUCAAAGACCACCAACCCAAUAACAACUACUACACAAUUGGAACCACUCCCUCCACCUCAACACCGUCAUCAUCCUCAUCAUCUUCAUCAGUUACAACAACAGCAACACCAACAUCAUUAUCAUCAACAAAUUCAUGACCAUCAAAUUUCUUUUGGACUGAUGCAAUCCUCUUCUUCAUCUUCCUCUAUCCCCGGAAACUACCUCGGAAGCAAGGAUUCCGGGGCUUAUGACUUGGGUGAAUUGGAUCAAGCCUUUUUCCUCUACCUUGAUGGACAAGCUGACCCUUCUAGUGUUCAAGACCAAAGACAGAACUCAUCAUCAGGAAUGAGGCCUCCGACUCUCAACAUUUUCCCCUCUAAGCCUAUGCACGUAGAGCCAUCAUCAUCCAAGUCCAAGGCUAACAUAGAGCUAGUUUCUCCACAAACAAGUGGAUCAAAGAGACCAUCAGAGCCGUCGAUGGAGUUGGCUAACCCCCGAAACGAAACUGCUUCUGCCCCUCAACCACCCAAACCUGUCAAGCGAGAGGGCAAUCGCAAAGGUCCAACGUCAAGUUCUGAACAUGAAGGACCUAAAACACCAGAUCCUAAGGUGGCAAUUGAUGCUAAUAUAUGCGCUUUAAAACGUUGUGCACAGACACUCAGAAGACUUGCUCAGAAUAGAGAGGCAGCUAGGAAAAGCAGGCUUAGGAAAAAGGCCUAUGUUCAACAACUAGAGUCGAGUAGGAUUAGGCUGAAUCAGCUGGAACAAGAGCUACAACGUGCUAGAACUCAGGGCAUGUUCUUGGGUGGAGGUGCACUCUUGGGUGGAGAGCAAGGACUUCCUGUCACUAUGAAUACCAUUAGCACGGAGGCUGCAAUGUUUGACGUAGAAUAUGCUAGAUGGCAAGAGGAGAACCACCGCAUAGUGUGUGAGCUAAGAGCUGCAGUGCAAGAGCACCUUCCUGAGAACGAGCUUAGACUUUUUGUUGACAAUUGUUUGGCGCAUUAUGACCAAGUGAUGAACCUCAAGAGCUUAGUGGCCAAAACAGAUGUGUUCCAUCUUGUUUCUGGCAUGUGGAAGACCCCAGCUGAACGUUGCUUCAUGUGGAUUGGUGGAUUCAGGCCAUCUGAACUCAUUAAGAUUAUUGUGAGUCAAAUUGAGCCUCUCACCGAGCAACAAAUAUUGGGCAUAUGUGGAUUGCAACAAUCUACACAAGAAGCAGAAGAGGCUCUCUCCCAAGGACUCGAGGCUCUCAAUCAAUCUCUCUCGGACACUAUAACAUCAGAUUCUCUUAGUUAUCCUCCCAAUAUGGCUAACUAUAUGGGACAGAUGGCUGUGGCCAUGAACAAACUCUCCACUCUUGAAGGUUUCGUGAGACAGGCUGAUAAUCUGCGGCACCAAACCAUUCACCGUCUUCACCAGAUUCUAACAACGCGUCAAGCAGCAAGGUGUUUUUUGGCCAUAGCUGAGUACUUUCAUCGUCUUCGAGCCCUCAGUUCAUUGUGGUUGGCACGCCCUCGCCAAGAAUAGGCUCAUUACUCCCAAGCUAGCUAUAUAUCUAGCAAUAUAUGCCCUUAACUUCUCUUAAAUUUAUAAAUUAAAUGUUAUAUCUCUCUUCAUCACUCCUCUCUCCCCCUGCAUAUCAUAUCAUAUCAUGGGCUGUAUAGAUAGAGUGAUAGACAGAUAAUUAAUAUAGAAUUUAAUGUUAACAACUAUAUAUAGCUCUCCCUUCCUAGAA
Glycine soja is the source of this 2204-nucleotide messenger RNA. RefSeq names its product bZIP transcription factor TGA10-like. The record is from RefSeq and is a predicted model, not a curated record. NCBI's taxonomy places the organism in Eukaryota, Viridiplantae, Streptophyta, Magnoliopsida, Fabales, Fabaceae. Gene Ontology annotation, molecular function: DNA-binding transcription factor activity; sequence-specific DNA binding. The coding region runs from base 476 to 1996 and encodes 506 amino acids. The transcript has 11 exons. Gene Ontology annotation, biological process: DNA-templated transcription; regulation of DNA-templated transcription.